AUUUAAAUGAACAAAAUAAUUAUUUUGUCAUUGAUGACAGCAUAUGUUGUUGCAAAUAACCAAAGCUAUUAUAGAAGAUGUUCAAAAGCUGUUUGUGCUGUUCCCUUUUAAACUUGCUAAAAUGAUAUUGCUUGCUAAUAAACCUUCGCAAUCUGUGAAGAAUGUACGUAGUUAAUUAAAAGUUUUUAGAAUGUUCUUCUGGAUAAGAGAAUUGCAUUGAAUCAUGCCUAUUGAGUUCAAAUUCCUUAACUGUUUAGAGAUUAGCCCUUUGUUCAUUGAACAAUAUGUGUAUGAAUUCAAUGUAGUGUAACGCUGAUAUUACUUGUCCAGCUACUUGCAAGGAACCAAUAAAAUUGGGAAAUGAUAAAUGCAGCACUUCAGCAGCUUAUGCAACUUAAGAAUGCAUAUCCGAAUUCUUAAUUUAAAUUGGUAGAGAGGAAUGCGCAGAUAGACUUUGUGUUUGCAAAACAGGAGGAUCUUUGGACAUUUUUAUAGUUGGAUGUUAUUGCUGAUUAUUAUAAAUAUAAAAUAACAAAAUGCU
This is a messenger RNA of Paramecium octaurelia, 541 nucleotides long. The record is from the annotation of a GenBank genome assembly. NCBI's taxonomy places the organism in Eukaryota, Ciliophora, Oligohymenophorea, Peniculida, Parameciidae.